Sardina pilchardus (European sardine) is the source of this 986-nucleotide messenger RNA. RefSeq lists its product as uncharacterized. Gene Ontology annotation, molecular function: protein binding. The transcript has 3 exons. NCBI's taxonomy places the organism in Eukaryota, Metazoa, Chordata, Actinopteri, Clupeiformes, Clupeidae. The coding region runs from base 24 to 521 and encodes 165 amino acids. The record is from RefSeq and is a predicted model, not a curated record.
UGGAAGUGCAUCUGCUGGAGAAGAUGAGACUCAACUGCCAUGUGUUUCAAGAGGAGAUCACCUUAGUUCACCUGAAUCGUCAGUUGGCUCAUCUUCAGGUAGCCCUCGAGGAAUGUCAGGCCAAGGAGGAGAAGGCCGAGAGGAAACAGCGCUCCACUCUGGGCCAGCUGGUGUCCCUGCAGUCCCCCGCCAUGCUGGUGGCCACCCAGGAGACUCAGGGCCCAGACGGCUUCAGCUUCAGCGCCCGGCUCAUCAGGGGACAGGGCCUGGUGGUGGUGCACCGCAUGGAGGAGUCCCACCUAUGCGUCGGCGACAGGCUGGUGGAGGUGAACGGGGUGAGUGUGGUGGGCAGUGGAGAGGAAGAGCUCCAGGCUCUGCUCCACCACCAGACUACUGCCCACAUCGUCGUCCUGCGCAGACCUCCUCCUAGUCCUCCUCCUGUCCAGGAGCUGCCUGCUGAUGCUACUGCUGCCGUCAGCGCCCCCUGGAGCCGAGGAGUCCACACUGCAGCCUCCAGAUGACAGACAGCUGGCUGAGCAAGAGGAUGGAUAACGUUCUUCUUCUUCACCUUCUUCUCGUCCUUCUCCUCUCUUCUUCUUGUCUCCAUCUUUUUCUUCUCCUUCUUCUCGUCUUUUUCCCUUCAUUCUUUCCCUUGUUCUUUAGUUCUUUCUUCUUCUUUCUGUUGCCUUGUUUCUCUAUGUCCAUGCUUUAUGUUGUGUCUUAAUUUUGUGACCCUUUCUGUGCCUGUUACCAUAGAGAUUAGUGUUCGGUAUUUGUUUCCUCUACUACUCCAAUGACUGUAAACGUGCCUGACUUUUUAAAAUGGAAUGUUUUGUAUCAUAUUUGACUUUUACAUACCCUGUUGUUUUUAAAGCAAUGAAAAUGGCACCCCGGUAUUAUGGCACCCUCCAUAUCUGUAUUCAAUGUAAUUGUAGUUGUUUUGGUCAGAGUAAUGACUGUAUAGCAGAAUAUAAUUUGAUAUAUUU